Rattus norvegicus (Norway rat) is the source of this 2779-nucleotide messenger RNA. RefSeq names its product submandibular gland protein C (gene Smgc). The coding region runs from base 41 to 2065 and encodes 674 amino acids. The record is from RefSeq and is marked provisional. The transcript is spliced from 17 exons. NCBI's taxonomy places the organism in Eukaryota, Metazoa, Chordata, Mammalia, Rodentia, Muridae.
CCGGCACGCAGUCUCUACGCUUAGGUCCCAGAUCGUCACCAUGAAGCUGAUACUUCUGUACCUGGCCGUGGUGCUCUGCACCGUUUGCAAAGCUACAAGUGUCAGAGGUAGAGCUGGCCUCGGUACCUACUCACGCUUUGGAUUGGGAGUUUUGCUAUCUGGUAAAAAGACUCUGAGUGCCAAGAAUUCUGGUGGGAACAAAGACGACAGCGUGUCUGCUGGAGGUAAAGAGAACUCAAACGAUGCACUUAGGCUUGGUUUGGAUGGCGCUGCGAGUGUAAACACUAAUUUAGAUGCUUCUGCUACACACCGUGUUGGAGGAAGUGGAUCUUCCACAACUCCGCAGAAAGAUGAGCGUUCUCCUUUUGAUCUCAUUAAAGCUAUUUUGAGAUUACAAGGAGCCACAAGUGGAAGCAGUAAGCUGAGUGUGCACUCAACAAAUGAUCCCUCCGCCGAGCCAGGAGAUGAUCCUACAGCCCAGGGGCCACAAGCAACUGCAUCUAGUACACCAAAGCAGAAUGUAGACAUUAACUUGUCGUCUGCAGGCUCUGCAACCUCCAAUGACGGAGCUCCCACACCUAGGGAACAGUCAAGUGCGGAUUCCUUAUUGGAAGAAUCGCAAAACCUAGGGAAUGAGUCCCCGACUGAAGCCAGUGGCUCAGCUGACAAGCCUACUGCACAUUCAGGUAAAGAGAACUCAAACGAUGCACUUAGGCUUGGUUUGGAUGGCGCUGCGAGUGUAAACACUAAUUUAGAUGCUUCUGCUACACACCGUGUUGGAGGAAGUGGAUCUUCCACAACUCCGCAGAAAGAUGAGCGUUCUCCUUUUGAUCUCAUUAAAGCUAUUUUGAGAUUACAAGGUAGUGGCAAAGGUGGUAGCAGUGCAGAAACUGGAAGCAGCAGAGGUCGUGGCAGAGGGUCAGGAGCCACAAGUGGAAGCAGUAAGCUGAGUGUGCACUCAACAAAUGAUCCCUCCGCCGAGCCAGGAGAUGAUCCUACAGCCCAGGGGCCACAAGCAACUGCAUCUAGUACACCAAAGCAGAAUGUAGACAUUAACUUGUCGUCUGCAGGCUCUGCAACCUCCAAUGACGGAGCUUCACCAGCUAGGGAACAGUCAAGUGCCGAUCCCUUAAUGGAAGAAUCGCAAAAUCUAGGGAACGAGUCCCCGACUGAAACCAGUGGCUCAGAAGACAGCUCUAAUGAAGAGAACCUGAAAAAGGUCCUAAAGGCCUUUGCUGACAGAAUUCCACAGUCAAGCACUGGUUCCAGUGACUCAGCUGACAGGCCUAAUGCAUAUUCAGGUAAUUCAUUUUCAGGAGAAUUGGAGCGAAUAUUUGACAGCAACCCGACUAAAGCCAGUGUCUCAGGUAAAGAGAACUCAAACGAUGCACUUAGGCUUGGUUUGGAUGGCGCUGCGAGUGUAAACACUAAUUUAGAUGCUUCUGCUACACACCAUGUUGGAAGAAGUGGAUCUUCCACAACUCCGCAGAAAGAUGAGCGUUCUCUUUUUGAUCUCAUUAAAGCUAUUUUGAGAUUACAAGGUAGUGGCAAAGGCGGUAGCAGUGCAGAAACUGGAAGCAGCAGAGGUCGUGGCAGAGGGUCAGGCAAUGGUCUCAUGCUGCAGGAUCAACCAGCACCUGCUUCUGGUAGAAAUGACAAGACUGUAGACACUAGUGGUCUGUCUACAGAGUCUGCAAUCUCCAAUGAAGAAAAUCUGAGUGGUUCAGGUGACUCCAAUAAAGUAAGUGGGCCAAGUUCCUCAGCUGUCGUCUCCACAGAUUCAGGAGAUGAUGGGAAUCUGGAGGAUAAACAAGUACCUAGGUUUAAUGGAGAUGAGAGGGAUGGAGAGAAUAACAGUGACUUUUUUGGUGCUGGAAGCUUGGAUACUGGAAAUACGAGUGACUCAGGGAGCCAUAAUUUGUCUUCUGGGUCUGGAAGUAGUGUAAGAAGUAAUGUUUCUAUCGGUGCUGGACCUUCUGACCAAAAUGAAUCUGCUGACCUUGGUGGUAGUGGCAGAGUUACCUGUGCUGGCAAGACCGUAUCUGGAGCUUCUUCUGUGGCUUAGAUAUUUAGAGUCAUUUCUCAUUUGGAAAAUAAUUUUUGAAAUCUACUUUUAAAGCAAUGAUGAAAAUAAUUAGCAUUCAUAUUCAUAAUUUGCAAUCAACUCAGGCUUUGGAAUGAUUAUCUACUUAGUUAUGAUCAGGUAGAAGUCUUUUAUCUUCCACUGGCAUGUAAAGAGCCAGGGCUGUUGUCUGUUUCCUUAUUUGUCUUCUUUCUAAAGUGAUUUGGACUCUGCUACAGUGGUUAGUGUUUGGCUCAAUCUUUAUAUCCUGGAUGUAGAGUUGAUUGGCUGGGCGAUUUUUGCAGAUAUGUUUUGGAGAGGCAUAGCCAUGUUCAUCUGUUUUUGCAAUAUCAUAGGAAUUCUACAAAUUGUUAAGAUAAUAUUUGUGACUGCUCAUUCAAUUUGAUAACUUUCACUCUUGGGAAUUAGUAAAGAAAAAGGCCCCUUACACCUUCUGGAAUGAGCAUUCAGAAAAAAUUUACUAUUCAUUGGAACAGGAUAUUAGGCUCAAUAUAUGACUGCAGUGAGAAACCUAAUCAAAUGAUAAUGUCAUUUUGUAAUAAGGUUGACUUUCUCUCAGGAUUGACUAUUAAUCUGCUAAAAAAAAAAUGGCUUUGUCGUAUAGUGAUAAAGUUGUUGUAUUUUAGUUGCUCUUCAUCUUUGGGUAUAAAAUUUUAUAGCCAUCACAUAUUUCAAACUAAUAAAAUUGAAAAUAUU